Molecule: messenger RNA, 915 nt
Organism: Penicillium canescens
Lineage: Eukaryota; Fungi; Ascomycota; Eurotiomycetes; Eurotiales; Aspergillaceae
Exons: 4
Molecular function (GO): O-methyltransferase activity
Source: RefSeq, a predicted model, not a curated record
UACAAAAUCGAGCUCUUUGAGAAUUGGCAUCAAGCAGGAGAUCAUGCAGCAACUGCAGAGGAGCUUUCCAAGCUUGUACCGUGCGAGACCGCUCUUCUAGAACGUCUCUUGCGACAUCUAGCCUCAAACUAUAUGCUCAAAGAGCCACCCAUUGGCGUUUUCGAGCCUACCCCGUUCACCAAGUCCCUCCUCCAGCCGGUGUUUGGUAUGACGCUACACUGCCAUGCUUCUUCAAGAUGCCGGAAUAUUUGGCCAAAACCGGGUAUAGACUUCCCCUUGACUCGGCGGGUGGCGUGUUUUAGUACACCAAGAACUGGAAAGGCGACAUGUUUCAACUACUACGAAGCCCACCCUCGCGAGGGCGAAUCCUUCAACCACGUCAUGGGGGGGCGGAUUUUGGAGACCUCGCACGAGGAUACGCCUCUUGUCGUCGACAUCGGCGGCAACAUUGGACAUGACAUGGAACGCUUCCGUCAGGCGCACACUGAAAACGCCAGCCGACUCUAUCUGCAGGACCGACCCGAGGUCAUCAAGCUGUCCAAAUGUCCGGACCCGGUGAACAAAAUGAGCUACGACUUCUUCAAUCCGCAGCCGAUCAAGGGAUCUCGGGUUUACUACAUGCACGGUGUGCUCCAUGACUGGUCUGACGAACCGGCUCGCAAGAUCCUCGCUAUGCAGAGAGACACCAUGACAACGGGAUAUGGUACGCUGUUAGUCCACGAUCAUAUUGCACCCCGGGAGUUCGCGCAUCCACAUACCACUGCGUACGAUUUGACCAUGAUGGUUAUGGUGGCUGGCACGGAUUGGACUGAGAUGCAGUGGGAGGAAUUGCUGCGACCGGAAGGGUCCAAAAUGGUCAAGAUCUGGAAGUCAGCAUUGGCAGUGCAGGGCAUUAUCGAAGCAGAAUUAGUGUGA